Molecule: messenger RNA, 2827 nt
Organism: Abrus precatorius (Indian licorice)
Lineage: Eukaryota; Viridiplantae; Streptophyta; Magnoliopsida; Fabales; Fabaceae
Product: pentatricopeptide repeat-containing protein At4g33170-like
Exons: 1
Coding region: 45-1763 (572 amino acids)
Biological process (GO): RNA modification
Molecular function (GO): RNA binding; zinc ion binding; protein binding
Source: RefSeq, a predicted model, not a curated record
GAGAAGCAUUCGACCAUUGACAACAUUGGAUUGGAUAAAUAAUAAUGGUCUCCUGCGACGACGACGAAACAACGAAGCAGCGAUCAAAGUGCGAUCCCCGCACGACACACGCAAGAGCCUUAACAUCAAACACCAAAGACCGUGCAGUGUGGAACAACCUCAUAACCCAAUACUCGAAACACAACCUCUCAACCUACGCUCUCACACUCUUCCACAGAAUACCUUCUCCCAACGUUGUCACAUGGACCGCACUCAUCUCCGCCAACUCAAACAAGCUCUUCUCUCUCUACCACUUCAUAUCAAUGCUUCGCCACCCCACUCUCCCCAACCCUCGCACCCUCGCUUCCCUCUUCACCACUUGCGCCACUCUCUCUUCUGUCUCCUUCGCUCUCUCUCUUCAUUCUCUCUCCCUCAAACUCGCCCUCUCCCACCACCCCUUCCCCGCUUCUGCUCUCCUCUCUUUCUACUCUAAAUCCCGCAUGCCACUCCACGCACGCAAAGUGUUCGACGAAAUUCCCCAUCCAGAUUCUGUUUGUUUUUCCGCCUUGGUUGUUGCUCUCGCUCAGAAUUCCUGCUCUCUAGAUGCUUUGCAGGUGUUUACUGACAUGAGAUCUCGAGGCUUUGUGUCCACGGUUCAUAGUGUUUCGGGGGGUUUGCGUGCUGCUUCGCAGCUUGCCGCGUUGGAGCAAUGUAGAAUGGUACACGCGCAUGCGGUUGUUUCUGGGCUUGAUUCCAGUGUGGUGGUGGCUACCGCUCUCGUUGAUGGGUAUGGUAAAGCGGGUGUUGUUACCGAUGCAAGACGGGUUUUUGAGGAGGGUUUGUCUGAUAUCAAUGUAGUGGGUUGGAAUGCAAUGAUGGCUGGUUAUGCACAGCAAGGGGAUUUUUUUUCUGCUUUGGAACUGUUUGAGUCUAUGAAAGCUCGUGGACUUGUGCCUGAUGAGUACAGUUUUUUGGCGAUCCUGACUUCCCUCUAUAAUGCUGGGAUGUUUCUGCAGGUUGAUGGAUGGUUGAAGAGGAUGAAGGUGGAUUAUGGUUUGGAACCGAGUCUGGAGCAUUAUACGUGUUUGGUGGGUGCAAUGGCUCGUGCUGGACAAUUUGAGCGUGCAGAGAAUGUAGCGUUGACAAUGCCAUUUGAGCCGGAUGCAGCAGUUUGGCGAGCUUUGCUAGCAGCUUGUGCAUAUCAUGGUGAAGCUGACAAAGCUUGGUCUAUGGCUAGGAGGGUGUUGGAACUGGAGCCGCAUGAUGAUUCUGCUUAUGUUAUUGUUGCUAACGUGUUAUCAAGUGCGGGAAGGUGGGAUGAUGUUGCAAAAUUGAGGAGGAGGAUGAAGGAUAGGAAGGUGAAGAAAAAAUGCGGUAGGAGUUGGGUUGAAGUGCAGGGGAAGGUUCAUGUUUUUGUGGCAGGGGAUUGGAAGCAUGAGAGGUCUGUGGAAAUUUAUCAGAAGUUGGCGGAGCUUAUGGGGGAUAUUGAGAAAUUAGGAUAUGUUCCUGUUUGGGAUGAGUUGUUGCAUAAUGUUGGGGCAGAAAAUAGAAAGGAGGCUCUUUGGUAUCACAGUGAGAAGUUGGCUGUUGCAUUUGGAGUCUUGUGUGGAUCUGCACCACCAGGGAAGGCGUUGAGGAUUGUGAAGAAUUUGAGGAUUUGUAAAGAUUGUCAUGAGGCUUUUAAGUAUAUGACAAGAGUUUUAGAAAGGGAAAUUAUUGUGAGGGACGUGAACAGAUACCAUAGAUUUCUGAAUGGUGGUUGUACUUGUAGAGACAUGUGGUAGCAUAUACUAUGGAUAAUAAACAUGCUUGGGGCUUCUUUCUCUUGACAAAUGAUAAUAGUUUCUGUAUUUUGGUUUCAUGUUUUUGUUUGCAUUUUGACCUAUUUUGUGUUCGAUCAAGUUUAAUAUAUUGAAAUAUUUUCAAAGGAUAGACUUCCUUUAGGUUUAAGGAACCUAUUUGUACAGUCACGAUGUAGGUAGGUACUGUACAAGUGAGUUUCUAUAUCCAACACUUCAAGUGUAAGAAGGAUAUCUAUAUCCUGUAUGUUGGGAAAAAUUGACCCAAUCUUGGUCAAAUUAAGGUUUGUCCAGUUAAGUUGGGGUGAGGCCAAUACCUACGGGUAUGAGUUUUUACUCGGAAAUGGAUCUACUCCAAUUCACGAGAGAACUGGACGAUCCAGUUUUGUUUUCACUUACGUGAAUUGGCUUCGCCUAAGUUAAAACAAAACUUUCCAUUGCCCGACCUCCCCCAGCUCCUCCUUUCCCUCCCCACAGCCCCACGCACCCCUACGAACUCUCCUCCCUCCCACAAUUUUUCUAAAAAAUCCUGAUUUUCUUGUAAGUGAAGCAAAAUUGCUUAAACGAAAACGGAACUAGAUUGUCCAAUUUCUACAUGGACGGGAGCGGAUUCAUAUCCUUUUUAGCCAUGUUUAUGCGGGGAUAACCACAUAUUUGAUAUUUUCUUUUUAAAAUGCUAAUUUCACCUUCGGCAGUUGUUAAUUUGAAUAAUCAAAAUUUCAAUGUGUUCAUAUUAAGCUUUAUUCUCUCACUCUUGUCUCCACCAUUUUCUUUGUGAGUAAUCUGAGUAUAUAUCUAUGCUCUACCUUGAAUGCAGAUUUUUCCCUGCGACUUCAAUGCCCCCGCUGUUUUCACCCAACCCCUAAGUACUCAGCUGAAUGCCAAUUAGGCAAAUUACAAUUGACAAAUAAUCCAAUGUUAUAAUAGCGUCAAUCAACUUGCUUUUUGAAAUGUGCACUAGGAUCUUAUCAUAUUUCUGCAAUUACUUGAUAUCAAAUAUUGGUUACAUAUUAAUUCAUAUCUACAUAUACAUAUAUAUACAUACACAU